Molecule: messenger RNA, 3263 nt
Organism: Sardina pilchardus (European sardine)
Lineage: Eukaryota; Metazoa; Chordata; Actinopteri; Clupeiformes; Clupeidae
Product: alpha-N-acetylgalactosaminide alpha-2,6-sialyltransferase 5-like
Exons: 5
Coding region: 310-1260 (316 amino acids)
Biological process (GO): ganglioside biosynthetic process; oligosaccharide metabolic process
Molecular function (GO): alpha-N-acetylgalactosaminide alpha-2,6-sialyltransferase activity
Source: RefSeq, a predicted model, not a curated record
ACCGCCUACUUUCACACUUCAAAUACUCAGUCUAAGUUUAUAGUGCAGACAUUGGGAGAAUACUAACCAUCGAAAAGUGAGCAUAAGUCAAGUUACAUGUAGAACUCAAUGCACACUGUGCCGACGGAAUACGGCGCGUUUUAAGACCACGCUUGCGCGCUUGCAAGAAUGUAAUGUCGACCAGCGCAAUCGGUGUGACUGCACGCCCCGUCUGAUCUUGUUUUGCGAGGAGAUUCCACUUGAAGACUCGAGAUGCUAAGCAAAGAAGACAACGGUUGUUAAACAAAGGGAUCCUGCAUUUCCUUAAUAAUGAAAAAGUGUUAUGGAUUGCUCCUGGUUGGGAUCUUCACUAUGGGUACAUAUUUGUUGGUCGUUUACACCUCGACUGACCCACCAGUUCCUCAGGUCAGAGUGAGUCAACAUAGAGUCAGACUAACCAAAUCAAAAGCCUCAUCAUGGAGAUCUUCACCAUUAACCUUGGAUGGUUACAACAACAUUGUUGAUAAUCAGCCCCUGAGGAUGCACUGCAACUCCUGCUCCCUGGUGAUGAGCUCUGGGCACCUGUGGGGCAGCAAGCGGGCAGAGGAGAUCGACCGCGCGGACUGCGUGAUUCGCAUGAACGACGCCCCGACCGAGGGCUACGAGACGGAUGUGGGCCGGCGCACCAGCCUGCGGGUGGUGGCCCACUCCAGCUUGGAUCAGCUGCUACGGAACCGCAACCGCCUGCUCCGGCCGGGCCAGGACUCUGUCUACGUGUUCUGGGGCCCUAGCUCCUUAAUGAACCAGCAGGGACUGAGCUAUAAGAAACUGCGGAACAUAAAGAAAGCGUCGCCUCAGCUCAAGAUGUACACCGUCUCCCAGCAGAAGAUGCAGCAGCUGGACAGACUCUUUAAAGAUGAGACGGGGAUGGACAGACGAAUGUCUCAAUCCUGGCUAAGUACAGGAUGGUUCACCAUGGUUCUGGCCAUUGAGCUUUGUAACAGGAUUGACGUUUAUGGAAUGGCGUCACCUGAUUUUUGUCAGAGUCCCAACCAGCCUGUCUCCUACCACUACUACGGAUUCUCCAGGGUCUCAGAGUGCGCCAUGUAUCUGACCCAUGAGCACGGCGAGCGCGGAGGUCACCAUCGCUUCAUCACCGAGAAACUGGUGUUUGCCGACUGGGCUCGAACUUUCGACAUCCACUUCCACCAGCCCGACUGGACUCCCGUGCUGCCCGCACAGAACGGCACGACUUCCCCAGUCACCCUGACAGGGUCCUGACUCCUGUUUGGAGUGUCCAGUAGUGUGUGAACACGAGGACACUGUGAAAGGAAAAAAAAACACCUGGACAGAAGAUUGAGUUUCUCACUGCACUGUUCUCGCUGUCGGAGUAGCAGGAUGGAGCAGACAGACAGAUCUGAAUCCAAUUACUGCAGCGGAGGAGUCUGCUGUGGGAGGUCUGUGAGAUCGACAGUGUUGGAGCAGCCAAGGCCAAGGCACGGUCAGCUGUGACGAGCUACAGGUUCACUCAGGCUAUCACAGUGAAAGAAAGUGAAAGUUUGUAUUGUUUUCACUCUUCACUUCAGGGCCACAGUGAUGCUGCUUCGUGAAUGGAAAUGGAAAGGAAUGUUAUUGAGGAAGUUGCUGGCUCAGAUCUGUGUUUUUGGGCAACAGCAAACAAUACGAUGAUUAGUGGCCAAAAACAUAACACAUUGUUGCUAUACAUGAUUGUGACCGCUGCACUAGCAAUUAUAAAGACCGGGCUGCACGAAACCUGGCAGGAAUGUAGCCCCACAAGGAUGACACGGAAUCAUUGUUUUUGUUAUGAUCCGUUGCCCGGCCACCCACCGCAUCGGACUCCAAAAGGAGGGAAGGGCGGACACAGUUUUCUGUGAAAGCUGAUGACCAAAGUUUUUUUGUAUGUUGGUCUCAACAUACUUAUCAUUUUUACACAUGCAUGCGUGUGCACACACAUACACACACACACACACAUAGAUGCACGGACACAUACACAUACAGUACACACACUGUGGACAAAUGUGGACACAGAGAUGUGUUAAAAACAGCACAUUGUGCACUCACACACUUACACACUCACACCAUUACCCCCCAAGCACAUGGUAGAAAAAGAGAAUGUAGAAAAGGAUUUGUCGGUGACCGAUUACCAGUAAUCAUGAAACCUUCAACUAGUUCUAUAAUAAUCACCUAAUAAAACUUGCCUAAAGAGAUUACACAUUACACUUUAAAAAAAACCACGGUGUUGGCCCCAGCCGUGGCGCGACCCGGGUUCGAUUCCCGCCCCGUGGUCCCUUCCGGAUCCCACCCCAGUUCUCUCUCCCUCUCGCUUCCUGUCAUACUCUCUACUGUCCUGUCCAAUUAAAGGCAUAAAAAGCCCCAUAAAAAUAAUCUUAAAAAAAAAAAAAAAAAAAACACGGUGUUAUCACUAAAGAAGAAAUACAGUUGAAAGUUUGAAAAAAUAACAGCCUUUCUCUUAACUGUGAAAAUAAGGAUGAGAACAGAAGCCUAUUAGCAGAAGGCAACAAGAUAUCCUCUUAGACUUGAGUUAAGACUGCAUACUGUGGUGCAUGCGGCAUUGCAUUGCUUUGCUUUGCUGCAUGAUUUAACAAACCGCACCAAGCAUACUAGAAGCGAUAGACCCCAAAAUAAACUGUGAAUGUCCUUGUGCGACUAGCAACAUUACUGUAAAGUGGCAAAGGUAUGGCACAGAGAGGAAGGAGAGAGUACUCAUUCAUCAAGGCCUUGAUAUGUUGUGGAAUGUUAAAACCCAAAUUUGUACUUACAUUUCUUAAUUCAAUAGAUAAUUAUUUAAGGUCAGGUGCAUUGCCUCCUGAAAACAAUGUUCAUGUAACAUGUGCCUGUGUGCUGUCUGUUGUUACCAAGUUUGCAAAGAAGUGGACUACUAUAGUAGGUGGAUAACAGUAUCCAGGAUAAAAUUGUGUACUAAGUAACACACCAUAGCUCAUCAUUUUAAGCCAUACCUCAAUUUCUCUAACUCUGCUUCUGUUAAAUUGUUUGUGCUUUUAGAUAUUUGGAGAUAUUUAGGUCACAUUGUUCUUUGAUUUCACUGAUCUGAAAGAUGUAUUUAAAUUAGAACUAGAGAAACUUGUCAUUUUGAAUAUGAUAUUGAGAAACAGGGAGACCUGAUUCUGCCGACUCUUCAUUAAACUUAAAUGGGUAUAGAGAGAACUGCCUGGUGCCUGGCACCACAACACAUGCUCUGAUGAAGACAUUUUGUAUGAGUAAGCCCUCCUAAAUUAAAGGCU